UCCGGCACAUGAACAAUUCAGGCGGAUCUGGUCAUGCGCCCCCUCUCGGCAAGAAUCGAUGCCAUGCCAGCCUUGGAUUUUUGAGACAGCGGGGGAGGCAGGAGCUCAGACGAAAAGCAAGGGUUUCCCGGUGCGGCAGAAUUAUGCCAGCAAAUCAGCGACGUGCGUCUGCUUUCGAUGUGGAGCACUAUUGGCCUAGCCUCGUCCGGGCCUAGCUCUUAUGUUGCGCAACCAAGACCAACCGUCGAGCAGCGGCAGCGAAUCACACACUGCAUGGAGCUUUCCGCCUCCCAGUCAACCAAGCAGCCUUUCUGCUGCUGCUGAUUCCGCUCCCUCAGCUUUCCUUUCUUUCUUCCACACUUCCCAUAAGUAUCAUCCCUUCCUACACCGCUGUCCCACUCUUUUCCGUUCAUCUUCACCUUCAAUUGAGGCAUUCACUUGCCUCGUUUCUCAACGCCUGUUGUCAACAUACCUCACCUUCAACCAUGAGAUACUUCGAUCAACCCUUUUCAUCCUCUUCACCUGUUCUUGUCUUGCCGCCUCACCUCCCACCACAGCCUUCCUUCAAUAUGGCCUCGAACCGCCCACAAUUCACCUCACCCUUCACCAACGGCGCCCAUCAAUCACCUUUAACAUCUUCUUGGUCGAAUCCCACACCCGCAAGCGCAACUCCUACCUCAGCCGCCGGCCGAAAACGUUCACGCGACGAGGCAGGAUCGAAUCUCGAAGACGAUUACUUCCCUGUCCAACCUCCAGUCGUUCAGCCCGAGCCAGAGAAUGAAGAGGAGUGGGAAUAUGGCGAAGGAAUGACAUUGAUAAAGCCGAACCGCAAGGGGUGCAUCAUCGAAGCCGGCAGUCAGACAGGAACGUGGGCCGAAGAGAAAGCAGAACAAGAGAAGACAAAGGCUGCUGCGGCUGCAAUAGCUGCGUCGGUUCCUGAGCGACCCAUCUUGCGCGCAUCCAAGAGUCAGAGACUGCAUUUGAGCUCGACUCCGUCAAUCUCGGAAGAGGUCCUGAGCAACGGAACGCUGGUGUCGCCAGGCUCGCCCGAGCGGACGAACGGCCACGCUGAGCCAACUGUCGACGACUUCACCCGACAUCUGGGAAUUGGCUGGUCAUCUGUCAACACGGCCGACGAAGACAUUCAAGCUGCCGCUCGAGGCUGGACAAAGUUCAUCGAAAACCACUUCCCAAUAACCGACGCAAAGAUACGGCUUCAGAGCAAGGGCUUGGCAAGCUAUCUUGUUGAAUCGAAUGAAGGAUACUUCUUAUUUGGGGAGGAUUUGAGACAAGGUCGGCUUGUGAACACAAGUUUAGAGAAUACAUGGGUCAACCUCAGAGGACCCGUACCAAUCUUCGAGGGAGAUGUCAUUAUGGAGGCCAGCUCAACUCCUAAGAUUGACGUUGGACUUCAGCCGACGACCAACGGAGAGAUGGUGAUGGAUGGAAUGAAUGGACAUGCUAUGAACAACGAACUUCAGCCGAUGAUCAACGGAGAGCACAUGAUAAAUGGGAUUGAAGGGGGGACUCUUCACGAAAGUUCAACGAAAAUGGUCUCGCAGGUAGAGCCUUCCCAGGCUCUUGCCCUUCGAGGGCCCUCAUCCGUAGUUUCGAGAUCCUCGAGACAUCGACGGCAUGGCAGAUCCCAUGCUGGAGGUGCAUCAUUUAUUCCGCAGAACGAAUUCCCGGUGUUCAGUCACACUGGCGACGUCGAAAUACUCGUGAAGGCUGGCUCCGAAACGAAUCGCUACCUUCUGCACCGUCUCAUUCUCACGCAAUGUUCUGGGUUCUUCGAAGCCAGCACAAGUCAAGAAUGGUCGCGGGCAGGACCUUCAGAUGGCGGAGCAGAAUUGUCAAGAAUGGGGGAGGACUCGGGCAAUGAGUCAGCGAGGAGUAGAGAUGGUCGAGAAGUGAAGAAGAGAUGGAGGUAUGAGCUCGACACAGGCGCGAGUAAUGACGAUAUUCCUAUGUUGGUACAAAAGGAAAACAACCAAGUCUCUUUAUUUGGUUCGGCCGAUAUCCGACCACCCCCAGUUCGCAACAAACCUCCCUCGUCGAACCCCUCAUUUUUCCGAUCCGUGGCGAACCUCAGCCUUCCUCCCUCCUCACAUGGGCCAUCUGCCCCUCAGCUGACUCAAGAAGAGCAAGACCUUCUCAAUGAUUACGAUAAUCUCUUCAAAAUCUUCUACAAUUAUCCACCAGCUCUCGACCCAAUCGACAUCGCAACCGCCUACUUACAAUGCAAAUCACUUCUCACCUUAGCGGACCUAUAUGAUGCACUCGCUGUCGUUGGCCCACGAGUCGAUCACCACCUUUUGCAAUUCCAAUCUCGACUUUGGAAACAAAUUGCAAAAUACCCUUCCUCGUACCUAAAACUCGGAUAUCUUUCACAAUCUAAAAUGAUCUUUCAGGAGGCCCUCAUCCACGUUGUUGGUGCGUGGCCUGUUGGAGAACGACACAUUCGUCAUCAGCUACCUACUUCUGUUAUUGAGAUUAUUGAAGACAAAGUCGAGGAUCUCGCAGAUCUAGUGGGCAAGAUUGAAGGGCGACUGUUCCGCCUCAAUCUCCUGAAUUCGAGGGGAGAAAGAGUCACGCCACAGAAUUCUUAUUUGGAUUGGCUUGUUGUGUCGGUAUUCCGGCAAUGGCUAGCAGAGCAUACCUCACCACCACCACUACCUCAAGUGCCUCAAAUGCCACAAUCUCGAAAUGGUCAUCAUUCUCGAAACAAUACUGUCAUAGUUACCACUACGCACCACACCAACCAAACAAUUCAGCAAUUUUCGCCACUCCCUACAUCAUCCGUCUCAUCAUCUCCCCAAACAGUGAGCACGAAUUUGGGACGCAUCUACCGAAUCCUAGGCACUACGCCAUCCAACUAUCUAAACCAUGACGAUUGCAAGAAAUUCUUGAAGCUGAGUCCAGAGAUCUACUCUCGGGAGAGCCUGAAGAAAUUUGAGAAGAGGCUGGAAGAGGUGAAGAGCAUGGCUAGGGAAAUCGUACGGCCAUUAAUGAGGAGCAGUCUGUCGGGCGAAGGUUCCAACUCAAGUUACCUGGUGUGCACUCGAGUUGACGAGCGAGAUUUCCCCUGG
This is a messenger RNA of Hyaloscypha bicolor E, 3089 nucleotides long. RefSeq lists its product as uncharacterized. The record is from RefSeq and is a predicted model, not a curated record. The transcript is spliced from 2 exons. The annotation marks the transcript as partial. NCBI's taxonomy places the organism in Eukaryota, Fungi, Ascomycota, Leotiomycetes, Helotiales, Hyaloscyphaceae.